Ceutorhynchus assimilis (cabbage seed weevil) is the source of this 2521-nucleotide messenger RNA. Lineage: Eukaryota; Metazoa; Arthropoda; Insecta; Coleoptera; Curculionidae. The record is from the annotation of a GenBank genome assembly.
CAUGGAUGCUCUAGCCAUGCUCCGUUCAUUCUUCCUGACAAUGACGUUAUUUUCAGCGUGUUUUUCUCACAGUAUUUUCGAAAGUUUUUCGGACGUUGUAAACGAACUAGACGCCUUACAGAUGUACAUACCCACUUUGAAUUCGCAAAAUGAAAAAUGUAAAAAUCACAGUUUGUAUUAUUUGGACGCUUUGAAAAAUUUGAAAAUAUGGGCUAGCGAGAUGUUUGAUGCAACAGGAAAAAUACCAAGUGGUAUAUUAUCCGGUGCCUUACACGAUUUGGGAAACUUUGACGAAUGUGUCGAAAUAAAAGUGCCAUACCACAGAGACAAAUUUCACGGACAAUAUUGCAUGGCCCAAUUUACCAUAGUCCCUCCAAAAGAUGUUCUCAUAGUUCACGCAAGUAAUUAUUAUGAAAAUAAUGCUUACGAGACGUAUUAUAAUGACAGUAUGUGGGAAAAAUUAAUAGUUUACUCAGCGGAUAAAACUAAAGGAUCACGUAAUGAAUUGUACUGCGCAUUCUGCCUACCGUCUUCUUGUACUCAUCAAGAUCUUAAGGCGGCUUUGGAAAGUAAUAUUCGAAUACGAAACAACAAAAGCGAUUUCCAGUUAUUGGUCGACGUCAACGAAAAAAGUUGCCAAGUAAACGAACCAGUAACUUUUAGUACAGGAGAUGUAAUUUUCAUCAUUUUCCUGGUGACAACUAUUAUGAUGGUUGUAUGUUCGAGUAUUUAUGGGAUUUUAAUAGGAAAAGAUCCAUAUAAAUAUAUGCAGAUAAAAGGCAAGUUCCAUGAUAUUAUAAUGUGCUUCUCAUUUCCGAUCAACUUCAAAAAGUUUACAUCUGAAAGUCGUAACACGGACGGACUAGAUUGUAUUGCCGGCAUGAGAGUUUAUUCUAUGGUUUUGAUUAUAGUUUUACACAGAAUUAUGUUUGAAUUUGGAUCACCGAUGGUUAAUCCAAAAUAUGUUGAAAAGUUGUACACAAAAUUUGAAACCACAUUACUUCUUAACGGUCCUAUUUUGGUGGAAUCAUUCUUUACGAUAUCCGGAUUUUUAGCAACUUACCUUAUCAUAGGACAACUGAAAAGCAGCAAAAGAGGCAUUAAUUUAGGAGUUUUCUAUUUUCAUAGAAUCAUCAGGAUGUCGCCCACCUACGCAAUAAUUUUAGCUUUCUAUUGCACACUUUUUGUAAAACUAGGUGAAGGGCCCUUUUGGUUACAGAGAGUUGGACUCGAACAAGAAAGGUGCUUGGCUAGUUGGUGGGCGAAUUUACUUUACAUUAAUAAUUACGUUAAUACUGAUAAAAUCUGUAUGUUCCAAUCUUGGUAUGUAGCCUGCGACAUGAACUUUUUCCUGUUCACACCAGUUUUGGCCUGGACCCUAUGGAAAAAGCCGAAAUUGGGCGUCGCCCUUGUAAUCGCCCUCAUAAUUGCUUCAAUUAUAGUCGUUUUUGUUAUUGUUUAUAUCAACAAUCUAGACGCAAUGUUUAUGUUGUAUAUAAGGGUAUUGAAAGAUCCAGUGUCGCACAACUCGUUUACAAGCAUGUAUAUUCCUGGACAUAUGAGAGCUAGUUCCUACUUCGUUGGUAUAUUAACAGGACAUAUUAAACAUCGAAUGAAUGAAAAAGAAGUGAAAAUUCCACAACAUAUUGUCAAAACUGGUUGGAUACUUUGUGCUCCUAUAAUGCUUGCAUCAUUAUAUACCGGCUUCCUAUUUUACCUCUUUGAAGUGCCAUCAUUGUUCACAGCCAUUUAUGCUUCGCUUUAUCAUUUUGCUUGGAGCAUAUGCAUUGCUUGGAUGUUGAUUGCAAUUUCUUCAGGAUAUGGUUCUUGGAUUGACCAAAUACUACGUUGGAAACCGCUAGUUGUUUUGGCAAGAUUGACUUAUUGCGUUUAUAUUUCUCAUGGAGCUAUUCAACUUUAUACAGCAGCUUCUAUAAGGACUCCGAUACAUGCAAGUGUAUUUAACGUUUUAUACCAAACAGGAGCUGAUAUUCUUUUAGCAUACAUUCUAGCCUUUAUUUUAACCAUGUUAUAUGAAUCGCCUAUAAUAGCUUUGGAAAAGGUUUUGAGAGGAUCAAAACCCUCUGAGAUUAAGAAACAAUCAAAAAAUGAAAAUGGGUCGGCAGCAACAACAGAAAUAGCAUCAAAUUCUAAUAUCUAAAAUUUGAUGUUAAAAAAGAUACUUUGUUUUUUUUUAAUCCAUAAUCAUUGCAAUAUACGGUUAUUAUAAACCUAUUAAAGUCUCAAAUUAUUCCUCUAUGUACCAUCGUCACCAAAAGUAACUGCCACAGCAUCACAUUAGCUUGAUGACGAUAGUACCUACUUACAAUUUUUCCUUACUUUCACUAAAUUAUGUGGAGUCACACGUAUCAAAGGAUGACGAACUCGUGUCGGCCAUAAAUAAUGUUUUCUUUUAUAUAAAUCUGUCACUUGGCCUCAAUUUGAUUACUUCAGCCUUGCUUUUAAUAUUCCUGCGUUGCCUAAUUUCUGGGUUCAUUUUCAUCAGGUUCAGGAAUCUCGC